CAGCAGCAGCAGCAGCAGCAGCACCAGGCCUGAGCCUUCGCCGUCUGCCAGUCGGCAAAGGAGGGCCUGGCUGCCUGGCAGUGGCAGCUGUGCCCGCCGGCCCCUGGGGCUCGCAACAGAGCCGGUCCGCGCCUGGGCGUGAGCGGUGUGUCUGCCAGGCAAAGCGGUGGGGCGAGGCUCCGGCAGAGCAGGAAAGGAAUGCGAGUGGGAAGGGAAGAGAGCGAGGCCGGCGCAAGGAGCGGGCAUGCCGCGACACAUCCCGCCAGCAGCGAGGAGGCGGCGAGCUCAGCCUCCUCCGCCGAGGGCGGGCUCUCCCUUGGAAGCCGAGCGAGGACGGCGCUCCCCGGCGGGGCUCGGCCAGACCACGCGGCAGCGGCUCCCCCGGCGGCCGGCGAGUCCUCCCCAGCAGCAGGCUGGCCGCCGCUGGGUCCCAUGACGCCGGAGAAGGUGCUGCGGGAGGGGGUGCUGGAGAAGCGCAGCGGGGGGCUGCUGCAGCUGUGGAAGCGCAAGCGCUGCCUGCUGAGUGAGAAGGGGCUGCGGCUGUUCGAGGCCGGCGGCCGAGGCUCGACGCGCUGCAAGGAGCUCAGCUUCGCGCACGUCAAGGCCGUCGAGUGCGUCGAGUGGAAGCAGCGGCACGUCUACUUCACGGUGGUGACCGACGACGGCGCCGAGAUUGACUUCCGCUGCCCGCUGGAGGAGCCCAGCUGGAACGCCGACAUCACCAUGGCGCUGGUGCGCUUCAAGAACCAGCAGGCGGUGCAGAUCGUGCGCGCCAGGCACAGUUGCAGGGCCGCAUUUCAACAUGAAACAGCCCCAGCUGGCCAGAUUCUGGUGAAUGGGCCAAAGGAGCCAGAUCCUCAGCUUGGUUUGGGAAGAGUGGAGGAGCUGCUGCCUGCAAAUUCACCUGCCAAUGGACAUAAGGCAAUUCCCAGCUGCCACUGACUGUAGACUGGUUAGUUCUGUUCUGUGGCAUCAUUGCUGGGAAGUGAAGUGGUGCCUGAAGCAUCUAGUAAAACCUGGAGCACAAAUAUAACUGAAAUGAGCUUCUGUUUUCUGCUGUGUCUUUGCUAGCCUGGACCUCUUGGUAAAGUCCAGAUGCCAACUACUGGGGACUUUUAGACUGGCCUUUAUGCUCUUAUUAGCCUUCUAUGUGGUGGUACUCAUCCAUUUAUGGAUGUUUAGACUAGAUUGAAGACAUGGUUGCAGUGGAUAUGGCGGAAGAAAACCCUUCCUCCAUAAGGUUUGAUAGGCAAGUUGAACUGAACAUAACCAUGAGGACUAAGGAGUUUAAGUAGGAUGAACGUGCCAGGUACUAACUGAUGUCUCUGAAAGCAAAAGAGGACUUCCCUCCUCUGUACAUCUAGUGGCUGACCUGUGAGAGCCACUAUGAACCUGCCAUGCUGGACUGAGAUUUAACCAUAAAGAUGUCUGCCAUCUAGAAGUGGAGCCUGAAUAUAACUAUAAGCACCUUAAGAAGAAGCCCAUCUUUCGGUUCUGAGACUCCAUAGAUGACUUGCCUCUCUAGGCAUUUUGGAACUUUCUGCUCAGAACAAAAGGAAAGGGACAUUGUUGAUCAAUAUCCUUAUCUGACAAUUCACAGCUUCAGCUCAGUGAAUUAUACUGAUCUCCUAUACCAUGCAAUGUUGAACCCAGUUGUUCCAUUAUUUUUGAUAGUAUCAUGUGUCCAUUAUGUAUAAUCUUUUAUUACUAAUGUUGCAGGACAGUAAAUAAUGCCCACCACAUUGUAUGUUUUUAGAGAAGUGCCAUUUAUCAUUUGGACUCAUCACUCUGGUGUCUUAAUGGACAUUGUGUAGGUGCCUGACUUUUGUGGAGAAUGUGGGGGUAAGUGCUGUAAAAGCUAUUGACGAUGCAUGAGAUGGUAUUUGCAGCAGAUAUAUUAGCUAAGAAUCAAAGUAUGAGGGUGGUGAAUGCUGCCCUGAGCCCCUUGGGGAAGGGCGGGGUACAAGUCCAAAUAUGAAUAAAAUAUUGGUCAGAAUGAACCAUUCCUAGGCACUCUGGGUGAAGGGGGUAAAGAAAGUGCAUCACAGUCACAGUAAGUGCAUCCAUCCAAUCUACUGUGCAUUGUUGGAGUAGUCCAAGGGAAGAGAAGAGCAGUCAAGAGAAAGCCUUAUGUUCUUGUUCUGUAGUACCAUAUUACAGUAGAGUCCAGUCUAGUGAUAAAUGAUCCCUCGCAUGCUGGCCAAACAGCAGCCAUUUUUCUUAGCAUGCAGGUUGAAUAUCUGCCCAAAGAGCCAAGGAGAGCUUGUGAUGUGCUGGCAGUGCUUCUGAGAACUGAAGCAUGGGAGAAGAUAAUAGGCAUCAUUACGCCUCCUAGACCUCUGCAGUUUCCAGAGUGGUGAAGUGGUUAGGAGUGUCAGACUCUAAUCUGGAGAACCGGGUUUGAUUCCCCACUCUUCUACAUGAACAGUGGGCUCUUAUCUAGCGAUCCAGGUUUGUUUACCCCUUCCUACACAUGAAACUUGCUGGGUGACCUUGGGUCGAUCACAGUUGUCUCAGAACUCUCUCAGCCCCACCUACCUUACAAGGUGCCUGUGGGGGAGGUGAGGAAGGGAAGGUGAUUGUAAGUCACUUUGAGACUCCUUAGAAGUAGAGAAAAGCAGGGUAUACAAAUAAACUCUUCUUGCCAGUUGGAUCCAAGGUCUCCGUUUCUGCCAGUGCUUCUAGGGUCUGGCUUGCUCCUAGUGCAUUUGGCCAAGUUGGCCCAGCAACCUUGUGUUUGCUGGCAUUCUGAUAUUUUCACAGGUGGACGGUAUUUUCCCCCCAUUAUUUGGGACCCUAUUUGUAGGUCCUUCUUAAAACUGUAAUGUAGACUACUUGGAUUCAGUUUACUGAUCACUAUGUGAUGUUGAAGAUGCUAGAGAAGUAGAGAAGGAAGUGUAAUGAAAAAUACUCUUGAAUGUUGAAAGAAAUGGGGCCAGGUGUUAGGAACGCUGUGGAACCUCUGUGGCCUAAGCAUUUUUCAGCAAGUAGUCUACAAGCUCAGACUUUCAAAAUAAGAUGUCAGUCUUUAAGAUUCUAUAAAUAUUGUAUUUUAUUUUUAAAUAAACAACCAAGAUGAACAAA
Molecule: messenger RNA, 3084 nt
Organism: Sphaerodactylus townsendi
Lineage: Eukaryota; Metazoa; Chordata; Lepidosauria; Squamata; Sphaerodactylidae
Gene: PHLDA3
Product: pleckstrin homology like domain family A member 3
Exons: 2
Coding region: 199-942 (247 amino acids)
Biological process (GO): intrinsic apoptotic signaling pathway in response to DNA damage by p53 class mediator; negative regulation of phosphatidylinositol 3-kinase/protein kinase B signal transduction; positive regulation of apoptotic process
Cellular component (GO): plasma membrane
Molecular function (GO): phosphatidylinositol phosphate binding
Source: RefSeq, a predicted model, not a curated record